Penicillium subrubescens is the source of this 2238-nucleotide messenger RNA. RefSeq names its product RNA polymerase II mediator complex middle subunit MED1. The transcript has 2 exons. Gene Ontology annotation, biological process: regulation of transcription by RNA polymerase II. NCBI's taxonomy places the organism in Eukaryota, Fungi, Ascomycota, Eurotiomycetes, Eurotiales, Aspergillaceae. The record is from RefSeq and is a predicted model, not a curated record. The coding region runs from base 1 to 2238 and encodes 745 amino acids. Gene Ontology annotation, cellular component: mediator complex. Gene Ontology annotation, molecular function: transcription coregulator activity.
AUGGCAACUCCAUCAGCCAAACCCGGCGCAACGCCAACUCAUCUCACCUCUUCUCCACAUCCAACCUCCGCACCCCUGCGAUCAAUCGCUCAUAAAUCACCCUCAACACGAACCCCGUCGGCCUCGGGACCUGGCCAUGCAACACACCUCAGCGUAUCUUCACAUCAGUAUGCCACACCUCUUGCUGUGACAAGCGCCGUUGACGACACGGUCAAUUUCAGCUCCCCAUCAGCACUUCUCGCACUCGGCGGUUACACUGGUAUCAGCCCCUCAGCUGUAGUUCACGACGGCCUUGUCGGACCCAGCAUGAACGAGAACGAUAUCCAGACGUUGGGGAUGCAGGGCGUCAAGCUUGGCGGGGUGGGGCGCGAUAACGACGAGGAACAGAAGCACCGGAUUCAGGAAGUGGUCCAGUGCCUUCGAGCGCGCGUCGCGGGCAGAGGUGUAUCCCGGGAAGGAAUUGAACGACUAAGUCGACUCGAGGGAUUCGAGUCGAUCUGGCAAGACAAUGAUAUCAAUAUUGCCGGAAAUUUUGUCGACUUGGAAAUCGAAUUCUACGCUAGUCACGAUGUUGUCAAAAAUGUUAGCUUGCGAUAUGCGACCCCGGAGUGUACAGAAGGCGAGCGUCGAGAUGAAGCUUCUGCGGUUCUGAAGCGGAAUCUUGCACAGCCGCUUGAGGACGUCGAUCACGGGAGAUGGAGAUCCCUUCAAGGGUUCCAUGAGAAUCUACACUGGCUCGCAAAGCUCGACAAGCUCAGUCAAGAGGUCAACUGUUUCGAAGCUCUAGAAGGCCUGGAGGAGAAUCUCAAGCGGGUUUGGUCAGAAGAAGGAAAGAGCGGGAAAUACGGCGGCGACUACGAGCACCUCUGUGCAGGAGUCGUUGGACGCCCAAGCAUGCACAAGGGAACCCGAAUUGGUCUCGGUCUGGAAUACUUUGUCGAACAGGCCAAGGUCUUGGACGCCAAGCAGAAGAAGAUCUCACCCGAUGCGAUGGCAGUCGAUCAAUCCCAACACCAAAAUGAGUCAGAUGAACAGCAGAAGAUAUGGACCGUUAUGAUCGAAUGUGAAGAGGGGUAUCCAUCCCUCCGCAUUUCGAAAGAAUGGCUAGGAACCGAAGUCUUGACCAGCAGCCAAAACGGCGACUCGGCACCCGGCCUCGGCCCUACAGAGACAGUGAACUGGCUCGACCCUCCUCAGACCAUGCGAUUAUCUCAUGGUAAUCACCCUGACCCAAUGGCUCUGGAUUCUAGUAUGCUGGAAUCGACACCUCCAAACCGACGUUUCGUUGCGAAGCUUGACCCUCCUCUUGAGGUUCCCAUUUUUGCAGCGUCCGAGAUCUACCGCCAUCUGGGAAUGCAGCUACCACAAGAGUUUAAGAUGGUAACGUAUGACAAUCUUCUGACCUCGGAAGCGUCACAAUUAGAUUCUACACCGCAGCCUGGCCGGAAGAAGCGCCGGAUGUCGGUACAGACCUUUGAUUCGACCGGCACAGCCUGCACGAAUUAUCACAACUACACUUUCCAAGCAUUCGAGUCUGUUGCUGGCCGCACGAUCCGUGAACUCCCAUUCUCCCACCCUCGACAAAUCGCCGAUAUUCUUCCAUUCUUCCGUCAAUAUGCUUUGUUGGCAAAUUUGAUACGAAAAAUCACUGGUAGCUCUACUAAGAGUAAGGAUGAUAAGCGAGAACCUUCAAAUAGGGCAUCGGUCGCCCCCUCUGUUCCCCCCAGCCAAGAGCUAUCCUUUUCGGGUCAAAGUGACAUUAUCAUGCUCAGCAACGACGACCCCAAUGAGGAGAAGUUGAGUGCCCUACUUGGUGAUGGUUUCUCAACCGCCUUCGCAACUGUCGCUUCCAAUGCUUCUCCAUUCCACAGCGAGGAUUAUUCGGACGACGUCAGGGUGGACGUGACUCUACGAACACAAAUUGGCCAAGCGCCGGCCCUGAUGCUUCUUGUCACAGACUCCAGUAACAACGUGGAGAAUGCUGAGCGUGAGCCAGUGCAAGUAUCGAUCUGUUUUGAGGUUGGCCUCAACGGGCGUAUUUCGAUCGUUGAUAUGGCCGAGCUGAAAGGGCAAGGUGGUGACGGCGUCGAUACAGAGAUGCAAGGGACAGACGCCGCUGGGCCGAAACUGCAGGAUAUGCAUGAGAAGAUCGCCAGGGUUCUGGAGAUCUCGCAGGACCUGGGGAUCCUGGUCGAGUGGGUCCUGCGUUGGCUGCGGCAGCGGGCCGGCAGCGGGUGA